UUCAACGCCGGUCUCGCGCACUGCGAUGAUCAAUCCCGUGCAUGACAGCUAUUGUCCUCGCGCUUGAAACGCAACACCUGCACGACUAAACUAAAGCCAUUUGCGACAGAGGAAAACAUGACAGAUAAGGGGGACAUCCGAAACGAGGAGGACUAUGUUGGGGAGAUCAAAGGGGGUCUACGGCCGACCAUGAGGCUGGUAGUGAUGGGUAUUGUUCACAAGCAGCCCAAAAGUAUGGUAGUUUUAGUGGCAUGCCAGUCUAAAGGGGAGGGGGAUGAAGAAAUUGAGGGUGAUGUGGGUCUGGAGUUGAAAGUGAACUUUUCACAAAAGGCUGUGCUUCGUAACGCUCGUCUGUCAGGACAGUGGGGCGCUUCAGAAACCGCCCUGUCUUUUUUCCCCUUUGCUCCGGGAGAGGCCUUUAAGAUGGAGAUUGUGUGCGAGCACCAGCAGUUCCGUAUUCUGGUGGAUGGGCAGCCGUUGUGUGGUUUCACUCACAGACUGACUCAGCUCGCAUCUCUUACUGCUCUUAAAAUCAAUGGAGACUUACAGCUUACCAAAGUGGCUUGAGCAAGUGAAGAAUUGUCUGCCAAGAUGACUAUUCACAGAAGCAACUUAGCUGAGGUUUUAGAAUCCUGACCGUACUGUACACAAUUGUCUUUAAUUUCCAGAACUCCCUCAGUUCAUUUAAAACAUCUAGAACUUUAGCAGAAUUUUAGUUGGGUCUGUUUGUUUUGAUAAACUAAUCACCCAUUUUACUGUAUAUUGUUUCUCCAGUG
Messenger RNA from Carassius carassius (crucian carp), 776 nucleotides. Its product is annotated as galectin-related protein B-like. Bases 118 to 567 code for a protein of 149 amino acids. The record is from RefSeq and is a predicted model, not a curated record. NCBI's taxonomy places the organism in Eukaryota, Metazoa, Chordata, Actinopteri, Cypriniformes, Cyprinidae. The transcript has 4 exons. Gene Ontology annotation, molecular function: carbohydrate binding.